GAUAGCCCGCCAUUGGCACCUCAACUUCACCAUGUCGUCGCGUCAGCCCAGGUUCAACCAGCAAGCCCUCAUCGACACCACCCCUCUACCCGACGACAUCCCCAAAGUCAAGGAGCUUGGAGCUAGUUCUGCCCCGCUUCUCAGUGCAUCCUACUUUAUUGGCGCGCGUUGCAAGGAUUACAACGAUGACUACAUGAUGUGCAAGACCGAGGCCAAUGGCCGGGGCGAGUUUGACUGCAUGAAGGAAGGCCGCAAAGUCACCAGGUGUGCGGCGAGCGUUAUCAAGGACAUCAACGAGAACUGCCUAACACAGUUCCGCACCCACUGGCAAUGUCUAGAAAACCACAAUCAACAGUUGUGGAACUGCAGGUCUGAGGAGCGCAAGCUGAACAAAUGCGUGUUCGAGAAGCUGGGUUUGGAGAAGAAUAUACCAGAUGCGCCAAAGGGAGAGACGCCAGUCCACUUGCGUACGCGCAACAUUUUUGCUACUCACUAGGCUCUGUAUAUAUGCCGCCAGAGAGUUGCCAAGGACUGAAUCAACGACAUGAAUUCCAAUCUGCGA
Molecule: messenger RNA, 562 nt
Organism: Pyrenophora tritici-repentis Pt-1C-BFP
Lineage: Eukaryota; Fungi; Ascomycota; Dothideomycetes; Pleosporales; Pleosporaceae
Product: CHCH domain containing protein
Biological process (GO): mitochondrial electron transport, NADH to ubiquinone
Source: RefSeq, a predicted model, not a curated record